Ficedula albicollis (Collared flycatcher) is the source of this 1652-nucleotide messenger RNA. RefSeq names its product secretion regulating guanine nucleotide exchange factor (gene SERGEF). The transcript is spliced from 10 exons. The record is from RefSeq and is a predicted model, not a curated record. Bases 679 to 1635 code for a protein of 318 amino acids. Lineage: Eukaryota; Metazoa; Chordata; Aves; Passeriformes; Muscicapidae.
ACAACGCCGCGGCUUCUCCCGGUGGGCACAGCCGGUGCGGGAGCCGGGGAAGGAGCAUCCCAGCCCCGUGUGCUCCGCGGGGCCCGGGCAGCGCGGCUGGAGCGAUGGCCCCUCGCGUCCCUUCUGCUGCUCAUCGCGGCUUGCCUGCGCUUGAAGGCGUGGAAAUUCACUGCGAGUUACAGGCUGAAACGGGAGGUUGUGACCCAUCUUUUGGAAAGAAUUGCGCCUGUUGAGUAGUACCACGCUGUAAAGUGGGUAUUAGCAGCAGUGGCUGUGAGACAAUAACUUGGUGUGCCUGUGCAGCUCCGCUCCCGACAUCUCGCCCACCUGUGGGCUCGGGGCUGGCGGUUCUGUGUGGAGUGCCGGCGUUUCUGUAGGUGCAAAAUGUUUAUCGCUGAAUGCGGCCUUUUAGCAUUCACCAGGUGCUGCCUUUUUCGUGGGAGGUGGGGGAUAAAUUGAGAGCAGAUGGGUGCUCAGGUGAGGUAGGGCAGGUAUUUUUUUGGGGAUCGCCAGCUGGGAUCAUUGUGGGUGGGGAGCGUCCCUGUUCCCACUGUGUGGGAUGGGGAAGGUUGUGGUAUCCCCUUUUUUUUAUGAAUGAAGCUUGAACUGUUGGACACUGAGCUGAAAUUGACGAAGAAAUUCCCUGACUUGUUACCAUGUUGAUAAUUGCUGCUUUCCAUGGGUGCAAACAGCUAUGGGCAACUUGGUCUUGGUCAUAAAGAGGAUGUGCUGGUUCCUGAGGCCCUGAAAGAUGUUUCCUGCAAAUGUCAAGACAUUACAAGCAUUGCUGGAGGAGGGGGACAUUCUGCAGUUAUCACUGGUACAGGACAACUCUUUGUAUGUGGCCACAACAACGAUGGGCAGUUGGGAUUGGAUCACACAGAGGAUGUGCUGCAUUUUACUCUGUGCACUGCCCUGUCUGGCUUUUGUGUGAAACAAGUUGCGUGUGGCUGGGAUUUUACAAUCAUAUUAGUAGGAUCUGGCCUAGUGCUGUCCUGUGGGUCAAACUCUUUUGGACAACUGGGACUUCCUCAAAUUUCAAGCCCAUGCUUGAUUCCACAAAAGAUUGAGUCUCUCAAAGAGAAGGUGGUGAAUGUUGCUGCAGGACUGAGACAUGCCCUUGCUGCUACAGACGGAGGUUUGGUGCUGCAGUGGGGAACUGGGAUGGCAUCUCGGGCAAAGCGUGCAAGCCAAGGAAAAGCCCUCCCUCUGUUCUUGACAGCAAAGGAGCCCUGUGAAGUGGCAGGCCUGGAAGAUGUAAAGGUGAAGACAGUUGCUGCAGGCUCCUAUCAUUCAGUGUCCCUCACAGAUGAAGGACACUUGUAUGUCUGGGGCAGCAACAAACACGGGCAGCUGGUGAGCAGAGACAUCUUUCUUGCUGAGCCCAAGAAGAUUGACACUCAGUUUUUCUCACAGGAAAAGAUUGGAGCAGUCUGGAGUGGCUGGACCCACCUGGUGGCACAGACAGAAACUGGCAAGGUGUUCACCUGGGGCAGAGUGGACUAUGGACAGCUUGGAAGGCACGCGGUGGUUCCCGGUGGGCAGCAGAGCACAGCAUCUGAACAGAGCUUGGAGCUGUUGUGUAACACCCCUGUUUCAGUUCCUUGCCUAAAUGGAGCAUCUCAGAUUGUGUGAUUACGGCUAACCAAACC